GGCGUUGUAGAGAGAGAGAGAGAGGAAGCGUUCUCCUGCAACAGAAAUUCAUUGCGCGAGCAGUCGUUUCGGUGUAGGCGGCUUUGAGUCUUUCUACAAAUUACUAAAAGAAUCUAUAGAAUCGACAACUAGCGGCAGUCAGUCAACCGCUCACCGACGCCCGUCCCAUGUUGCAGUGCAUAUCUGUCUCUAGUGCGGCGCUAGAAAAACAACAGCAGCAGGUGAGUGGCGCAACUGUAAAUGCUCCUCCUCUCAUUACACUUUACAAUUAGAUAUUAAAAUAUGAGGGUUGGUUAUGUUGAGAAUGGGGCACUCGGUUGGUGCUGCCGCCAAGCGUCGGCAGAGUAAACUAGACGCGUAUCUUGUAUUGUGACGCUUUAGUGCAGAGACGGCGACGUCACAAUGAUGGUUAGCGACGUGUGCGUGUCUGGUUCGAUUAUACGGCCAUCGACCGGACAACUGGAUCCAAUCAGCUGCGCGGAAGAGAUGCAGGCGAUGGAACCACCGGACGGUGCCGAUGUUCCUCCCGAUGUUCAUGAACCGCUCAAUGGCGAGACGAAGCCUGAUCCAGCAAAACUCGCCCAAACUGCCAUCAUCAAGCAAGACGUCAUGCUGUCUGGAUCGACCGCCUCGCAAUCACCAGCCCCUUCGUUGACCGUUAGUGGAAAUGCAUCAGCCGUUAACGCACUGGUCGAUAGCGGUCUUUUUGUAUCUGUACCGUCUAACGACCUAGAAACAAAACUCGAGUCGUCCAAUACGAAUACUUUACUCGGUCAGCCACAAGUUGCUCCUCAACUGAUUGUUACAGGAGGAGGUGGUGGCGGCGUUCAACAUCUUCUCAUUCCAGUCUCUACGUCAAACGGAACCCAACAGUUACUAUCAAUACCUAUAUCCUUGCCGUCAGGUUCGUCCGGUUCACAUAUUCAACUGCUCGCCACGUCAAAUGGUCAAUUAUUGGCUGCCAAUAUUCCAAAUGCUCUUGGGCUGUCCAACGGCGCAUCAACAACGACAACUUCUUCUACCGGACUGACGCAAAUCAUAACCAACUCUCAUGGUCAACUUCUAGCCGUUGCUGCUCCCUCUAACGGCACUUCUCAUGCUUCUUCAGCUUCUUCCACCUCUUCCACGUCUUCGACGAACGCCCUCACACAACAAGUCAUUUCAACAAUCUCGCAAGGGGCUCUUGCCUCUAGCGCCUUACCUCCUAACGUUAACCAGUUAUUACCCAAUACUAUUUCAAACUCUACGGAAUCGACAACAAUUGAUGGCAUUAAUCUGGACGAAAUAAAGGAUUUCGCGAAAAAGUUCAAGAUUUGGCGCCUGUCUAUGGGGUUAACUCAAACACAAGUUGGUCAGGCUCUAAGUGCCAGGGAAGGUCCAGCUUAUAGUCAAUCGGCAAUAUGCCGUUUUGAAAAACUGGACAUAACGCCGAAAAGUGCUCAGAAAAUAAAGCCAGUACUUGAACGGUGGAUGACUGAGGCCGAAGAACGCUACAAGAACGGCAUGCAAACGCUCACGGAAUUUAUUGGCUCCGAGCCGUCUAAGAAGCGAAAACGACGAACGAGUUUUACGCCACAGGCGCUCGAAGUUCUCAACGACCACUUCGAACGAAAUACUCAUCCGUCAGGUGCUGAAAUGACUGAACUUGCUGAAAAGUUGAACUACGAUCGUGAAGUUAUUAGGGUGUGGUUUUGUAACAAACGGCAGGCUUUGAAAAAUACAAUAAAGAAACUGAAAGCAUCCGAAGUAGCACCCUGA
Messenger RNA from Dimorphilus gyrociliatus, 1758 nucleotides. NCBI's taxonomy places the organism in Eukaryota, Metazoa, Annelida, Polychaeta, Dinophilidae. The record is from the annotation of a GenBank genome assembly.